Molecule: messenger RNA, 1825 nt
Organism: Panonychus citri (citrus red mite)
Lineage: Eukaryota; Metazoa; Arthropoda; Arachnida; Trombidiformes; Tetranychidae
Product: GDP-fucose protein O-fucosyltransferase 1-like
Exons: 6
Coding region: 353-1594 (413 amino acids)
Biological process (GO): Notch signaling pathway; protein O-linked glycosylation via fucose
Molecular function (GO): peptide-O-fucosyltransferase activity
Source: RefSeq, a predicted model, not a curated record
UAAUUAACUAGAAAUUUGAUUCUUUAAUCACUUCAAAUGUUUCCAAUAAUUUAUCCAAAUGGACUAGUUUCUAUUCGGAUUAAUCAGUAAACGUUUUCUCUUGUUUUCACCAUUCAUACAUUCCUAUGGAUCUUUACCUUUAAUCGAUUGUUUUGAUUUGAUUUGAUUCUCUUUUUUAAUCAUUUUCAUUUUUUUCCUUCUUUGCCUUGACCAUUGGUCAUUCUGUUGGUAGUGUCGUUUAUUGUGUUUACUUUUUUGUUACUCACUUUCUUUGUUUUUCUGUGAGUGUUUUUGUUAUUUUGUCGGCUUGUUUUUUGUUAUCAUCUUUAUAUGUUUACAUGCCGGAAAGAAAAUGUUAUCACAAUUAACCCUUUGCACCGGUGUGAUUGUUAUUUUUUUCUUAAUUGUUUACUCUGAUUUUGUAUCAGCUUCUAAUGUGACAAUUGAUAAAAAUGGUUAUAUUGUUUAUUGUCCGUGUAUGGGACGUUUUGGUAAUCAAGCAGAACAAUUUCUCGGCUCUUUACUAUUCGCCAAAUAUCUAGAUCGUACCUUAGUUUUACCACCAUUUGUAGAGUAUCGUAAUUAUCAAGUUAUAUUUUCACCUUUCGAUGAUUUCUUUCAAUUGGAACCGAUUAGAAAAUAUCAUAGAGUAAUUGCCAUGGAAGAUUUCAUGGAAAAUAUCGCACCAACAAUUUGGCCUGAAAAUGAAAGAUAUAUAUUAUGUUAUGAUCCUAGAAGAGGUGAUAAAGACCGGACACCAGGAUGUAAUCCAUUUGACGGAAGUCCAUUCAAACCAUUUUGGUACAAUUUCAAUAUUACCCGUUUUCGAUCAUCCGUUUUCCAUCAACCUCUUGUCACGCAAUUUUCAGAGGCCAAACUGUGGAAAUCGCGAUUUAAACACAUUAAUGUCCUUGCCUUCGUAGGAGCCCCAUCAGCAUUUCCAACUAAUGAGGAGGCUAUUCCACUUCAGAAGUAUCUUCAUUACACUGAUUCUAUUGCUGAAAAAGCUGCCAAAUAUCGAGCAGAACGGGGAUUCUCACGAAAACCAUACUUAGCAAUUCAUCUUCGACAUGGUUCAGAUUGGGUCAAAGCUUGUAGUCUUCUUAAGGAAAAUGACAUGAGCCAAUUGUUUUCAUCGAAUCAGUGUACCAAUCGAGCGGGAAUUAAAUUGAAUGAGAUUAAAUUACCUUAUGAGGUUUGCUCACAUUCAGUUCGUACAAUAAUUAAAGAUAUCAAACGAGCUUUAACUGAUGGUGAAAAUACUCACCGAUUAGAGGUGAUCUAUGUCGCUACCGAUUAUAAUAAUGAGCUAGUUUGGGAUGAGAUACAUCGACAACUACCUGAUGUCAAAUUAGUCACACCAACGUUAACCUAUCACAACGGUACAAUUACCAGGAAACACUCACCACCUCAUUACAUUAUCGACACUUACCUAUUAGCUUAUUCCAAUUAUUUCAUUGGUAAUUGUAUCUCAUCAUUUUCGGCAUUUGCUUCACGAAUUCGCCUUCAGUCAUUCCGUUUCAAUCGAACAACACAAUUUUUCGCCAACGAUCUUCUUUAUCCAGAUCAAUUAUCUUUCAAAGAUGAACUUUGACUUCGACACACAAUUAGCGAGCUAAUCAUGACCAUCGAGCAAUUAUCAACAAUAUUAAAUCAAUCAUCUUAAGAUGAUAUUGAAAAAGCAAAACAAUUAUGAUCUCUAAUUGAAUAUUCAAUUGUAAAGAUAACAGGUGGUUAGUUAUCAAUUUAAUUACAAUGAUUUAAUCUCAUAAAUUUCUUGUAAAUUAACUUUUUUUGUUAAAUAAUUAAAAUGAAAAAUGGUUAA